Pezoporus flaviventris is the source of this 1891-nucleotide messenger RNA. RefSeq names its product translocase of outer mitochondrial membrane 5 (gene TOMM5). Gene Ontology annotation, cellular component: mitochondrial outer membrane translocase complex. The record is from RefSeq and is a predicted model, not a curated record. The transcript has 2 exons. NCBI's taxonomy places the organism in Eukaryota, Metazoa, Chordata, Aves, Psittaciformes, Psittacidae. Bases 92 to 247 code for a protein of 51 amino acids.
GCUCGCUCCGCCGCCCACCCUGUGCACGUGAGGCCAGCGCGCGUGGCUCUUCGCGCCAGCCGCAGCGGCGCGCGGGGACGCCGGCGUGAGCAUGUUCCGCAUCGAGGGCCUGGGGCCCAAAAUGGACCCGGAGGAGCUGAAGCGGAAGAUGCGCCGCGACGUCCUCACCUCCGUCCGCAACUUCCUCAUCUAUGUCGCGCUGCUGCGGAUCACUCCUUUCAUCCUGAAGAAGCUGGACAGUAUAUGAACAUUUAAGUCUCAGUGUAUGAAAACAUAAAAUGGACUGUAGCUGCUUUCCUGUUUGCUAAUUAAGUAUUGUGAUAGAGGCAGACAUCUAAUACUAAAUGGUUCUAAAAUGUUCACUUAAGCAUAUCUGACCUGAGAAGGAUAGCCAGGAAGAUGCCUGUUCCUGCAGGUGAAUUCUGGUCAAAGAAUACUCCCUAGUGUCAUCAAGUAACGACUUGUGAUGGAACAUUUCUUGUACUGUUUUGAAAAACCCUUCACCUCCAUUUUAUACAAAGUGUUAAAUGUUAGUAAUUUCUUUUUAUUAUGCAGCUACCUCUAAAUUGCCACAUGCUAUCAAUGUUACUGAACCUGUAUGUAUGAAAAAUGAAGUUGUUAAAGAAUCCAGCUUGAAAAAUGAAGUUAAUGAAUCCAGCUCACAGCAGCUUGAUUUGAAAUAAAUGGAAGAGUAGUUUUGUCACUUAACUCUGGUAGUGAUUUGUUUUUAAUACUCAUCACUUAAGCUAGAGGUCAUCUGGUAUUAUAUCUCUGGUUCUUGUCUUAACCUUGCUCCCUCCUCCACCUUAAAAAUCAACUUAUAUUGAGGAAAAGCAAGAGAGAGUGAAAAAAGACAAGGUAAUGGUGUGUUUUUCAGGUUGCUAAAUGUGUACCUGAAGCAACUGAGAGACAUGAUCAUUUAGUCAAGAUUCAGAGAAAUGAAGAAAUGUGCUAAAGCUUUAUCCAGCAGAUCUGUACCAGUUUUCCCUUCAAUUAGAACCUCCUGGGUCUUGAAUUUCCACAAAGAAAAGCAGGAACACCACCAUAUUUCUUCUUUAAGAGGUAACCGAAUUUUAGUCACAACAGUCUUUUUACAAUGCCUGUUACUGCCUCUUGCCAGUACUGGCAGUGGUUUGGGUGGUCUGUUAGUUUGUUGUUUUUUUUUAAUUUAGUAUCAUGAAUCAAGCUUGUUUUACCAUGACAAAUUGCUGUAUUCUGGUAGUUCAAGAGUAUUAUUUUACUCCAAAGCUGCCUGCAAUAUGCUUGCACUGCCUAUGCUGAUGUCAAAAUAGGGGGUAUUUCCUCAGAGAAACAGCUUGCUUUACAAAGGAGAUUGUGAUUGUCCUCUCUGAAAGGGGUUUAGUAAACUUUGUACUAAUGCUUAUUAGUAUCGGCCCUAUAACAAGUUACCAAAGCAGGAGUUGGAUUUUCAGUUGGUUUGGUUUGCCUAAGUCUUAAAAGAUAUAUUUAGGAUUUGACUUGAUAUCCCUUAGAUCAGCUGCACACUAAAUCUCCAGAGAGGCUUAAAUGUUUCUCAGACUUGUACUUAAUGCCUGGAAAUAACUUAGGGGAGUGCAAGCAAAGCCACUUGUAAAAAGGCACACUGAGUACUUGCCCCUGAGACAGGUAGGGGUUGAAAGUGCAGUUCAUGAAUGGCAGGCUGGGAAACUGGAUAUUAAUUUGGAAGCAUAACAAAUUAAUCUGAAGACUUCUAACCAGAGCUGAUGCAUAGCACUGGAGCCUUGGAUGCCCACUGCAGUCAAAUAAUCCAGUCCUAUUUAAUUCUCAGGAUUUUUCGGAGAAAUUAAAGUAAGGAUAUUCCUGAGCUCAUUGUUCUGAUAUCUUUGUAAAAUAGAGCAAGCGUAACUGAAUAAAUUGUGGAAUUAUAUUA